Molecule: messenger RNA, 802 nt
Organism: Benincasa hispida (wax gourd)
Lineage: Eukaryota; Viridiplantae; Streptophyta; Magnoliopsida; Cucurbitales; Cucurbitaceae
Product: basic helix-loop-helix (bHLH) DNA-binding superfamily protein
Biological process (GO): regulation of DNA-templated transcription
Molecular function (GO): protein dimerization activity; DNA-binding transcription factor activity
Source: RefSeq, a predicted model, not a curated record
GCCCCAAACGCACUUUCACUUUAGCAAAUUUGAGUAAAAAAAAUAUAAUGAUGCAGGCGGAUCAAAGCUCUGAGCUUUACAGAUUCCUGGCGCAGAACGGAGCCUUCAGCCUGGGCGGCGCCGCCGGAUCUUGCCGCUUUCCGGCGACACAAAGCAUGUCGAGCUCUUCCUCUUAUUACCCUAAUUUGGAUAAGUCUCCGGCGGCGGCCGCCACUGAGGGAGCGGUGCCGUCGCCCCACGACAGAGCUCUGGCAGCCCUUAAGAAUCACAAGGAAGCUGAGAAGCGGAGGAGAGAGAGAAUCAACUCUCAUCUUGAUAAGCUUCGGACUCUUCUUCCUUGUAAUUCUAAGACGGACAAGGCAUCUCUUCUGGCAAAAGUGGUUGAGCGAGUGAAAGAGCUAAAGAACGAGACAUCGGAGAUCGCGGAGCUCGAGAGCUUCCCUUCGGAGACCGACGAGAUCAGUGUCCUUUCCGGGGAGCAGUCAGAGGACGGAAGGCUUGUGUUCAAGGCAUCAUUGUGUUGCGAGGACCGCUCCGAUCUCAUCCCUGACCUCAACGACAUACUUAAUUCCCUCCACCUCAAAACCCUUAGGGCUGACAUUGUCACGGUCGGUGGCCGGAUUCGCAACGUCCUCCUUAUCGCCGCUAACGACCACCACAGCGUCGAGUCCGUUCAUUUCCUUCAAAAUGCCUUGAAAUCUCUUCUUGAACGCUCAAAUUCUAGCCUUACAUCCAAGAGGAGGCGUCUUGUACUUCACAAAUGAUCAUAAAUUCUCAAUAUCUAUCCUUUUCUUUUCUCUCA